This is a messenger RNA of Rhodofomes roseus, 985 nucleotides long. RefSeq lists its product as uncharacterized. The transcript is spliced from 10 exons. Lineage: Eukaryota; Fungi; Basidiomycota; Agaricomycetes; Polyporales; Fomitopsidaceae. The record is from RefSeq and is a predicted model, not a curated record. Bases 137 to 850 code for a protein of 237 amino acids.
AGGAAGCAGCAGCUCUGCCUAUCUGGAAGCCUCGCCGGACGGUCCACAUCGACGGAUGGACGGUGUUCGCAGAAGAAUCCGUGCAUCUGUUAUCACGGCACCUGGACGAAGGGGCUGAAUUACUAGAAAGACGUCAAUGACUCAGACUGACACCGACGGCGUUGAUGAUUCUGAAGGAACAUGUACGAUGUCUAAUAUUCCCGCCGCAGAAAUACCAUCUGUGGAAGAGACCAUCUUCCUGCAGGGCUGGCUCUCCACCGCGACCACUGCCCUCCUUCUCUAUGACUACAUCCUCACUUUCGACUCCGAGAUCAACCUCUUGUGGCGCGGAAGCGGAGUGAUCGUCUUUCGCGUUGCAUUUUUCAUUCUUCGUGCAUCCAUUCUCGGCAACGCGGUCGCUGGCGUGAUAGACAGUUCCCCCCCGGACUCUGAUGCAACCAUAAAAGGGUGCACUUCAUUCAAUAAUGCAUAUCUGGCCUUUUUUCUCGCUGGAACUUUCAUAGUAGCAGCCGUCACCGCCGUGCGUACAUAUGCGGUAUCUGGUGGUCGGUGGAGCUGGACAAUCACCGCGUCAGCGCUGGCUCUUGCAAACUUCAGUCUGACUGUCCUCGUUUCGGUAAAACCUCUGUACUCCCUGAUCGAGCUUCAAUCGUCGUGGAUCUGCGAGAUCUCGGGCAACCUGUCUGUAAAGCAAGAUUUAAUUGACGUUGGUCUUACUGAUAUGCAAUGUCCUGGCCGACGUCGUCGUCAUAGUCGCCACUUGGGUGCGCACGUUCCGGAUUGUCAGACUCCAGGCAAGGAGGCAAACGUGGAAACAAUCGAUAGCCUGGAUUCUGAUGAGAGAUGGUGAGUACUUCCAAUAUUGCGGUAUUAGACAGUUUGAACAUGCUGAACGCGUCGUUCCAUAACCAGGUACCAUAUAUUUCGUGUACGUCUUCACCUCAUAGUAUCGUAUGUUCGUGAACUCGCCCUCAGUGCAGUGUUU